Cheilinus undulatus (humphead wrasse) is the source of this 1719-nucleotide messenger RNA. RefSeq names its product cytosolic sulfotransferase 3-like. The record is from RefSeq and is a predicted model, not a curated record. Gene Ontology annotation, cellular component: cytoplasm. Gene Ontology annotation, biological process: sulfation. The transcript has 7 exons. The coding region runs from base 586 to 1497 and encodes 303 amino acids. NCBI's taxonomy places the organism in Eukaryota, Metazoa, Chordata, Actinopteri, Labriformes, Labridae. Gene Ontology annotation, molecular function: sulfotransferase activity.
UAUACGUUAAAUUUUAUGGAAAUUUGGAUUUUUUUGGAUUUCAGUAGAAGGUGUAAAAAAAACAUUUUAGUUCCAAAUAAUGAGAAUUUUCUUAUUAUAAUUUGUGUGUUCAGGCUUUAAGGGGUUAAAGCUUCAUUUAUUCAGGAUCUGAAUGUUUUUCCCUAAACUUCAAAAAUUAGGAUCAGAAUUUCUUAAAUUGUGUUGCACUGAAUCUUAACUGAUUUUGAAUUUAUUCACUAAUUUGUAACUUCAGUUCCCAAAGCUGUCAUUUGAUGUGACAUGAAUAUUAUUUUGUAUUAAGAGCAUUUACUCUUUUUUACUCAUUUUGUUAUUACUUCCUUUAGAUACAGCAUUUCACUCUUCUAAGUCAUCACAUUUUUCCUUUUUUAUCAUCAAAUUAAAUCAGGCAUGGUCAUUUAUCAUUCAAUAUAUUUAAGAUACUUUUAAAUUGUAAGGGCUUUGGAAUUUGUCAUGAUCCCUUGAUUCCAAUAACUUGUGCAGUUUUCAGUCUGAUGCACUGAAAAUUUUCUGAUUUCUUUUUUUUCACUUUCUUCAUGCAUAUUCAUUUAUCUAAUAUUUCUGUAGAUGGAUCCACGUCCUCGACCGGAGCUGAUUGAUUUCCAUGGAGUCUCCAUGACCCGCAAUUUUACUCAAAAUUGGGAGGACAUCCAAAACUUCCAGGCCAGGCCAGAUGAUGUUCUUAUUGCAUCAUACCCCAAAGCUGGGAAUACUUGGCUCUGCUACAUCACUGACCUGCUGUAUUUUAGUCAGACGGCUCCAGAGCGGGAACAAACCCUCCAGAUCUAUCAGAGAAUUCCCCAUCUAGAGGCCAGCUUCGAAUUUGUGAUGCCAGACAAGGGUCCAACUCCUACCUUAUUCAAUGGAACAGACAUGAUAAACAACCUCCCCAGCUCUCCUCGACUGAUAAAGACUCAUCUUCCAGUUCAGUUUCUGCCAAAGACUUUCUUUGAGCAAAACUGCAAGAUCAUUUAUAUAAGUCGCAAUGCCAAAGACAGCGUGGUAUCUUAUUUCCACAUGGAACGCAUGACGGUAUUGCUCCCAGAACCUGGAGACUGGCGCAGCUACGUUCAGAGGUUCAUGGAGGGAAAGAUGGUGUUUGGAUCUUGGUAUGACCAUGUGUCCGGCUGGUGGAAGAAGAAACAGACUUAUCCACAGCUCCAUUACAUGUUCUAUGAGGAUCUGGUUCAGGAUACUGGGCGAGAGAUCGACAAACUCUGCUUCUUUCUUGGUUUGUCUCCUUCGGCUGAGGAAAAGGAAAGAAUUAUCAGCAAAGUGCAGUUUGAUGAAAUGAAGACAAACAAUAUGGUGAACAUGUCCUCACUUCGCACAAUGGAUUUCACAGUUUCAUCCUUUAUAAGAAAAGGAAAGGUUGGAGACUGGAAGAACCAUUUCACUGUGGCCCAAAAUAAAGAGUUUGAUGAAGACUAUAAGAAAAAGAUGAAGGACCCCACCCUUGUGUUUCACACUGAAAUUUGAGACAUUUCUGUAAAUCAGGGAAAUAAUCAAUACUUGUCACCUCUGAUGUGAACUGAUUUUUUCCACUGAGUCUCAUGGUAACCCUGUUAGCUAAAUAUCUUGUUAGUCUGACUUUGUGCACUUAGGGACAAACUGUGAUUAUUUCAUUGAACUGAAAAUGAAUUUUAAUAAAAUCAUAGGGCUCAGGAAUUAGCUAUUGAUAUCAGAAGAUUUAAUGAUUUC